This is a messenger RNA of Anopheles nili, 7932 nucleotides long. RefSeq lists its product as uncharacterized. The record is from RefSeq and is a predicted model, not a curated record. Gene Ontology annotation, molecular function: zinc ion binding. Gene Ontology annotation, cellular component: Cul2-RING ubiquitin ligase complex. Lineage: Eukaryota; Metazoa; Arthropoda; Insecta; Diptera; Culicidae. The transcript is spliced from 8 exons. The coding region runs from base 241 to 7932 and encodes 2563 amino acids.
UGAAAUAUAGAGAUAAAAAAAAAGGAUGUACAAUUAGAGAUGGCAAACAGCCUGGCUGCCAUCCUGCCCCGUAUCGUAUUCGGGAUGAAGUGGUUAAGUACAUAAAAUAUAGGAUUACGAUUGAACUAUCUCCAACACGAACAUAGAGGAACAAGUGUGAACACCCUUCCAUCGCAUCUUACGUGAAACUCGACCGACGUCCGGUUUCGUCGUGUUCAACGUUCAAAUAGUAGCAGAAGAAUGUUUCACUGCAGCCGAGAUCCUGCUAAAGCAUCUAACUGUAGCAAAAGUAGCAGCACAUCGGCAAAAUCUCAUGGACCUUAUCACCAACCGUAUUCCUUGUUGGACAUUACCGCACGGAUCGUCGCUCAAAAUGAGCCAUUCCAGAAGAUUGAGGAACGUUAUGACCGUAUACCAGAACCCGUACAAAGGCGAAUUGUAUUUUGGUCCUUUCCACGCAAUGAAAAGGACAUUUGCAUGUACAGUUCCUUGUCCAGGGUCUCGUCGAUUAAUUCGGUAGAAUCGCAAAGUCUCAGUUUCUGCACCGGAUUAAAGCUGGUAGAGACUGGCUGCGUGGAGAACGUCCUUCAGGUUGGCUUUCAUUUAAGUGGACUCGUGUGGUCCCAUCCACCCAACCAAAACGAACGCCAUAGUAGCGGAAGCCAUGCUGGUUCAUCUUCCGGCGGAAGCCGCAAUAAUGAACUUGGUUACCCACUGCCACCAGCCAACCAACACCUGUACAACAACUACCACCAUCAUAACCAUCAUCAGCAGCCUCAUCACCAUCAUGCACAUCAACACCAUCAUGCGCAUCAUCACCAUCAUCAUCAGCAGCAGCAACAGCAGCAACAGCAUCAUCCGCAUCAAAAUCAUCAUGUGCCACCUCCACCACUGUCACCGCCACCUCCGGCUGCAGCCAUGGUGCAUCAAGUGCAAGGUGGAGGAGCAGGAGGCGGAGCGGGUGGACCUGGAGGAGCGGUCGGUGCUCAGGUGGCGGCGGUGGUAGUAGCUGCUGCAGCAGCUGCUGCUGCAGCUGUUGCUCAACCGCCUGGACCAGCACAACACAUGGUAGUUGUAGGGCAACAACCGAUAGGAAUCGGUGCGCCGCAGAUUCCUCCAAAUGGUCAGCAACCCUAUAAUGGUCCAAAUUUGGAGCACAGAGAUGCGUUUAACAACAUGUCCAUUGGUGCACAAUCGGGGCAGGCUGGUGGUGGAGGGUUGGAAGAAAACAAAAAAUUUAAAGUAUCUGUCAGCUUCGAUCGAUGUAAGAUAACAUCGGUGACGUGCAGCUGCGAUACGAAGGACAUAUUCUGGUGUCACCAUGUAGUUGCGCUAGCCCUGUAUCGGAUACGGAAUGCCGAUUCCGUAAAACUUCGAGUUCCUAUCUCCGAGACGUUACUGCAAAUGAACCGGCAGCAGUUGCAAAAGUUUAUUCAAUACCUGAUUGCUGAGCAUCACACUGAAGUGUUGCCAACGGCACAGCGGCUUGCCGAUGAGAUACUGCAACAGCGCUCGGAAAUUAAUUCCAUCUGCGGUGCUCCAGAUCCAACCGCGGGAGCCUCCAAGGAUGACGAUCAUUCGUGGCACCUGGAUGAAACACAAGUGUGUGAGGCAGUGAAAACGUACCUCGGCCAAGGCAGUUUUUACUAUAGCAGUAAGCAUUUGAAUUCUCUGUUUGGCAAAGUACGCGAAAUGUUGCGCGCCCAAGAUUCGAACGGCGCCCGCAUGCUGACACUCAUCACAGAGCAGUUUUUAAAUGACCCGCGUCUGGUGUUGUGGAAAAACCAUGGAACGCCAAUGACGGAAAAGUGUCGUCAGCUGUGGGACCAGCUUGGUGCCUUGUGGGUAUGCAUAGUGCUGAACCCGAAGUCGACAAAUGCAGAACGGAUGCACUGGAAAUCGUUGCUCGAAAAGUGGUCAAAAAGUGACGUUUGUCCGCAGGAAGAUCCGGACCUACGCACGUCGCCAUCUUCGUCCAGCCGAGAGAGCGUUCGCGAUCGUUCAAACCGUGAACGAGAACGGGAUCGCAACAGGUUCUUUCGUGAAAACAAUCUUCGCAAUAUGAUGUACUACAACCAUCAUCAACAGCAGCAACAACAGCAGCAGCACCAACAACAACACAAUAAUCAACCAAAUGGUGGUGGUGUUGGUCACGACAAUUUGAAUCGUAAUCAUUAUAACCACCGCUACGGUGCCAUGAAGCAUGAUCGCAACGCAGAUAAUGGCAAUCGGGGCGGUCACCAUAAUGACCAAUACGAUAGCUCAGAAACAGAUUCGGAUUCUGACGAAGAGAUGGACGAAGGAAACGAGGAUGAAGCAACAGGAAAUAAUGAAGGGCAGGAUGAAGAGGAGGACGGCAAUGAGAAUGGUGGGGCGAUUAAUGAUCACGAUGAUGAGGAAGAUCAUCAUCACCAUGAAGAUGAUGAAGCUGAAGGACAUGGACAAGAGGAUGUUAAUGGCAUGGAGGAGGAUGUGGUCGAACAGGCUCACAAUAUAUUGCAAGAUAUAAAUUUCUCCGGCGCCGCCGAAGCUGGUUCCAGUCGCAAGCAUCUUGACGAAGAUGGAGAAGUGCGUGACUUUAUGAACCUUAAUCUGCUGAACGUUCCCGAAGAAGAACACCAGUUACCGGAAAUGAUGCAGGAAAAUGAUGACAGCUCGCGAGAAUCGAUGGAUGUGGACGGAACAAGUAGUUUGGUCGGAGCGUCAUCUAGUCGUGCCCUGAGUAGGGUUGGGACUUCUGGAAACAGUGCUGGAGCGGGUAGCUCAAAAUCUGGUGCUGGCACGGUGGGAUUCUUCCAAAGCCCGUGCAUCUGUGGCGUAGAUAAAUGUGAAUGCAAUCGGCCAGUUUUUCUAGAAGAUAUAAAACCGAAGAAAUUUUUUGAUUGUGUCGCUGCAGCGGCCGCAGGUGCCGCUAGUGGAACAGUGACAACUCCCACUGGUGCCCCCAACUUUGAUGUCAAUGAAGAUGCCAAUCAGGAGUGUAUUGGAUUGUCCAAGGAGGAGGAAGAAAUGGCAGCGGUAGCAAGUACAUCUACUACGACUGGUAGGCUGAAGCUUGGGUCUAGCGAUGACCCUAUCGAAACGAUUGCAGGAAGCUCGUUCUCAUCUUCCUCGUCGUCGUCUUCUUCGUCAUCAUCAUCGGCGUCUUCUAGCUCAUCAAUUUUAGCACCAGCUGGCGAUCAUCGAAAGGAUAACGAGAUGGAUUUUGAAAAACCCGGUCCUUCUGGGUUAAAUCGUGGUCAAAACCAUUCUUCGGAGUUGGCCAGCACUUCAACGGUAAUGAAUCCUACCACAGCUGUAGACCCGGCUUCUCGUCUGGGUGGAGAUGAUUGUGAUGAGUGCGAAAACCAGGAAAAGGAUAAACCAAUGUGUCGUAAAGCAAUGAAUGACGACGAAGUAGCUGGUCCAAGUGGAAUUUCUUCUAGCAAUUUACCGAAACAAUCGAAACAAGUAUCAAAAGAGCCCUCGGAGGAUGCGGAUCUGGAUGCAGAAGCCGGCCCGAGUACAAGACGCAUCAGUACGGAAGACGGUUCUGCGUUAGCUAGCGGAUCUGGAUUGAAUGUACCCCAGGCAACACCGGGAGUCCGCGUCAAAAAUGUUAACGUUAUUGACGGCAACGCUGCUGGUAGCGGAAGACCCUGCAAGCGCCUUAAACUGAAUAAUGGAUCUUGGGUGAGCAAAAAUGGAAACAAAACACCCCGUACAAUCUUUCAUAAAGCGCUCGAUGCCGUCAACAUGUCAUGGGAGAAUGAGCAUUUGAAGCGGAUUCUUGAGUCGGACAGCUAUAAACUAUCCAGUCGAAAUUCGGUGCAAAUAGCUGGUUCUAGUAAAGCGCCCGUAGCAAACCAUCCUAGUGCAAAAUCAAAUUUCAACUCAAACGGUCAGCCGUUGUGGCAUGAAAAGAUUUCAAUGACUGCGGCGCGCAUAGAUUCGUUGCGUUCGCAUGGCCACAUGGAAGCGGCUCUCCGAUUGUCGGUGAGUGUUGUCCGAACGAUGCGUGAAAUACAGCGAGAAGCACAAGCGCUCUGGCUUCGGCAUAAACCAAAGAUGCCUCCACCACAAACAUCCUUUCCGGAACAACCGGUGGCUGGCUCGUCCAGUAAUAUUUCUGCCGGUAGCUCGGUUGCUGGACAGCGUUGCAACUGUGGUCCCGCAAAACCCCUACCGCUGGAUUCCUCGAGCAGAAAGGAAGCAAGUAGCGGUAAACACGUGCAUAAUGCUUUACUACCACCGCCACCUCCAACGUUGUCAUCGUCGGUUUGUGGAAUUCAGCAGCAACAAAUUUUCCAACAGCAGCAGCACCAUCAUCAUCAACAACAUCAACAGCAAUUGUUGCAAACACACCAAGGGCAAGCAUCGGUCUCAUCCGGAAUUAAACCUGGGUGUCAAUGUCAAUCUCAUCGUCAUCAAGCACAAGCAUCAAUGCUCUUUCCACCGCCGCCACCACCACCUCCACCGUCAAUGAUAGCGGAUCUUCAUGCGGCCAGUGCACCGCCAGUGCCAGCAAUAAAAAAAGAUUGCUCGAAGUGUAUACAGAUUAAAUGUUACUACGAAUCUGUCGGCUCAAGUUCAACAUCAUCCCUUAAACACGGGGGUCCUGUAGCAGGACCUUCUCAUGGUGGUAGUGUUAACAAUGGUCACCAACAUCAGCAUCAACCUUCGUCUGCGUCAGCACUGGUUCCUUCAACAUCUGCUGCAGCACAUCAGCAGCGUGUUCACCGCAGUUCGGCUGCAGUGAUGUGUAGCUCUUCUAAAUGUAACCAAUUUAUGGCUGGACCUAGUGGUUCCGGAAUGAUCCAACCGCAGCUGGCUCCCCAUGACAUGUAUCGUAAAAUGUCCCACUGUUCCGCUGGUGGAUCACAACUAGCUCCAGGAAAUCAGCAGCAACAGCCUCACUGCAGCCGCGACUUUCGUUACAUGAAAUUUCCAAACGUUCAACCGGGCCAGCAGCAUCACCAUCACCACCAUCAUCAUCAUCACCAUCACCAUCAUCAGCAACAACAUUCAAAUCAGCAUCAACACCCCGGUGCCGGUCCGGGUAUGAUAGUUCCGGUUGGAAUUCGUCAUCCACAUCCACCGUGUCCAGUGCCAGCACCAUCGACCUCUCGUUCUCAUGGAACAACAAUGUGCGAUCCUGCGAUGUCUACGGCUGCCACACAGGCGAUCGUUACAGCCACCACUAUGUCAUCGCAUAUGCCUUCCGGAAGUUCGUCCGCUGGUGCACCAUCAGCAGUUAACUCCACGGCGGCAUCUUUAGUAUCAAAGUCUUCCUCAUCCUCUUCCGCAGCUGGUUCUUCGACAAUGUUCCAAGCAAAGUGCAAUUGUCCCAUUCACAAGGAAGACAACUUGCCUUCUUCUUCUCAAGGCUCAGCUGUGUCUGCACCUGCUCCAGUACCUCCGCCACCGCCUCCGCCGCCAUCACAACAGUCAUCUUGCAAUACGAUUGACGUUGGUGCGGGUUCAUCAUCCAGCAUCAACAGUACAACGGUAUCAUGCUGUGUGAAGCCCAUUUGCUGUUCAUUAGCGAUGCCUCCUCCUCCUCCUCAUGCACAACACAAACCGCCUCAUGGUCCUUUGCAUCCAUCUUAUGCGCCAUCGACGGGAAUGCCAUGUGGCGGUUGUGCUAUGCAUACCGGCGGUCUGCAACCAGCCUUGUAUAAUAGCAACGGAUUGUACAGCGUGCCAGGACCGUCAUCCUCAUCGUCUAUGUUGUCAGGACAUGCCUCAAUGCCCUCAACAUCGAAAUCCCUGGAACGAUCUAUAAUAGGCGUACUCAAUAGUAAUGAUUGCGACAUGAUGUCCCUCCAGCAGCAACAGCAGCAUAAAGAUGAUUGUCCGUUGGCGUUGGGAAAAACCAAAAACCACUCUGCCAAUAAUGGAAACUCCGCAGGAAGCAGUACUAGUUGCAAUAACAAUCACAACAGUACUGGUAGCAACGUUAGCGGUCCUGCUCAAAUGGGCUCCAAUCGAUCAUCUUCGAGUGCAGCAAUGUCGACUAAUUUAUUGGACCCUAUAAAAGUGAACCGCAAACCAAACUGCCUUUCAAAAUGCAUCGAUUGCAGUGUGGGAUGUGACGUGGAAUUUCCACUAGAUGCAAUAGCUUGCAUUUUCGAUUGCCUUACGGAGGCGUCCCUAAUGCCAGAAGCUAUUGCGGUGCAAAUGAACGAAAUGAGUCGCAUGGCAUAUGACGCUGGCAACAAUAGUGUUGCUAACGUACCCGGUGCCGGUGGUAGUACCGCUCCGGAGGAUGUGAAUAUAAUAGCCCCGAAAUAUCGCCAUCUACCAAUUGCGGAUUCGUCGGAUAGGUACGAAACUUACUUAACACUUGCGUUUGAGGCGGCAAUUUUGGCUCUGAGCAAACAACGUAUAAUGCCUCAUGGACUGUAUGCACAGCAUGUCAUCUGUAAGCAGCAGGAUCAAUUGAUACAACGUCUACGUGGUAUUGAUCUCGAUUCCGUGCUAGUCGGUGUGCUACAGAAGCUUAGUGUACAGCUGCUCGAUGGCGGUCCAACGAGUGGUCUUGGGGAGAUGAUACAUCCGGAAUCGGUGCCAAUGCACACAUUGGCUCGUUUUCUUUUUGCCUCACUGUUGAACCAACACUCCGACUUGGCCUUUGAGAUUGGUCUGCGUGCGAUGCGUUUCCCUAUACUGGAAAACAUCAACGAGGGAGGCUCAGUCAAUGGUAUUGAGUUGCAGCAUAACAACUUUAUGCACUCGCCUUACCCACGCUGGUGGACACUUGGCCAUUUAGAGACUCAACAAUGUUCGCUUAGCUCGACGAUGCUAAGUGCCGCCAAAGGGGACACAAAGCGGCUAUCGGCGGUGCUACAAAAUGCCCGCCGAAACAUACACAGCUCGUCGCAUCUAUUCAAGCUGGCUCAAGAUGCGUUCCGCUUUGCUACGCCGGAAAACGGACCGCGCAGUCAAACACUGUUGGGCGUGGCAUUUGAGUUAGGGUUGCAGGUUAUGCGUAUGACACUUACAUGCCUGAAUUGGCGCCGUCGUGAAAUGGUUCGAUGGCUAGUGACCUGCGCGUCUCAUGUCGGUAUGGAUGCCCUUAUGUCCAUCAUGCAAAAUUGGUAUCAUUUGUUUACUCCCACGGAGGCAACUGGGCCAGUUGCAACGACCAUCAUGUCACACUCAACGAUUAUGAGACUGAAUCUGAACUUCCGGCAGCAGGAUGAGCUAUCAAACUGUGCUCGAACGUUGGCAUUGCAGUGUGCCACAAAAGACCCGCCAAACUGUGCCCUGAAUGCGCUAACAUUAUGCGAGAACGACGCCAUGGCCUUUGAAACAGCAUAUCAUAUAGUAAUAGAUGCUGCGACUCACAUCAUGACCUCUAGUCAACUCUUUACUAUCGCUCGGUAUAUGGAACACCGCGGAUAUCCGGCACGGGCCUACAAUUUAGCCAUGCUAGCUAUGAAAAAUGUGCAACUGGCUUACAAUCAAGAUACGCAUCCGGCUAUCAAUGAUAUACAUUGGGCAUGCGCGCUAUCGCAUUCACUUGGCAAGGCGGAACUAUCAAAGAUGAUACCACUUGUGAUAAAGAACGUGCAAUGUGCUACCGUGUUAUCGGAUAUACUGCGACGCUGCAGCGUUCCCACACCUGGGUUACACAAUUUCGGUGCACAUGGUGGUAGAGGAAAUAAUUUGAGACAAUGCAUCAAGUUGAGCUACGAUCGUGAGCCGUUAAAUCAAUUGCUGGAAGCUGCCGUUUCGGCUUACGUAAAUACUACUCAUUCAAGAUUGUCCCACAUUUCACCGCGCCACUACAGUGAUUUCAUCGAUUUCCUCAGCAAGGCCCGGGACACAUUUAUGCUGGCACGCGAUGGGCCGGCGCAUUUUUCACGGUUGAUCGAGAACAUUACUAUAGCAUAUAAAGGCAAGAAAAAGUUGGUUCGUCAGGUUAGACAACGUUUUCAAUUCGUAUAA